Aptenodytes forsteri (emperor penguin) is the source of this 500-nucleotide messenger RNA. Its product is annotated as guanine nucleotide-binding protein G(I)/G(S)/G(O) subunit gamma-11. Gene Ontology annotation, molecular function: G-protein beta-subunit binding. The transcript has 2 exons. Gene Ontology annotation, cellular component: heterotrimeric G-protein complex. The annotation marks the transcript as partial. Gene Ontology annotation, biological process: G protein-coupled receptor signaling pathway. The record is from RefSeq and is a predicted model, not a curated record. Lineage: Eukaryota; Metazoa; Chordata; Aves; Sphenisciformes; Spheniscidae.
ACUGCUGUGCCUCCGCAGGGAUUGCAGGUGUCCAAGUGCUCCGAGGAGAUCAAGAACUACAUCGAGGAGCGGUCGGGCGAGGACCCGCUGGUGAAGGGGGUUCCCGAGGAAAAGAACCCCUUCAAGGAGAAGGGAGGCUGUGUCAUCGCUUAGGAAAACGAACCCAGCGCCUGCCACCGGAGCAGACGCUCUUGUUGUACCUGUAGGGAGUCACUAGCGUGUCCCCACCGCCGCCGGUCCUUGUUGAACGAGCACAGGAGCGGAUUUCUUUUUUUUUUUUCUUUUUUCUCCUUACAAAAAUAAAGAAACCAAACCGAAAGCAGCCGAGACCCGCGUCGGUCGCUCGGCAGGGACGGCUGUCUCCCGCUCCCCGGCGUGGCCGUCCCUCCUCCCGCGGCUGGGACGGCUCCUUUCGCUUCGCGGCGCCCGCUUUCGCCACCCGUUUAUCGGUUGCUUCAUGGCUGUUCGUUGGCAUUAAAGAAAACUUGCCUGUAACCCGA